AUGUCUAGGUUGCACAUUCCUGAGAUAGUGGAACCUCAGGAAGGUUCCUCGGGCGACCGACACCCUUUUGGUGAUGGCAUUUCCAGGCGAUCCCGAUCGGUCUCCACCAACAGUCGCAGUUACGAUUAUGAUAGUGAUCUCAGCGAUUCGAGAAUCCACCUCGGCGGAUCGGUGAAUGAGGACCGCAACGCGUCGGAUCUGAAUUUGCCAGAUUUACACAUCGAAGACGUGGAUGAAGGCUUGAAUUUCGCGUUGGGCACCAAUCAAAGCAAAGGUGCCUGGCUGCCACUAAGAGGAGAUAGCGAUACAGUCGGAUUGCUUGACAAUGUGAGUGAAGAUGGUGUUGAUACUCAGAGCCAGCGACCAAGAAUACGAACAGACGUUCAAUAUUUAAGUCUGGACGAGCCUGAUCAACAUGGAAUACAUUUAGACAAUCUGAGUUCGAACGCUAGCUUCAGGGAAUCGGUCUAUCACAUGGAUGAGUCGCCUACAAGACAUAGCAUGGACACGGCGAGAUCGAAGCUAUCCAAGGCAAUAUCUCACCAAGAGGAUUGGGCAAGCCAGGUGAGAAAGUUUUCACAACGAGUGAGUGGAAUCAGCCAAGAUGAACCAAGGACUCCAAAUUUAGAAGAUUCGGAGAUUGAUAUGAACUACAGAGUAUUCGACGAUGUUUUGAGCUCUUCUGGAAAUGAACAGACCGAUGAUUCAUUCCAGAAGCCUGCUUUAUAUGGCCGCUCUUUGAAGGUUUUUGGGCCUAAUAGCAGAUUCAGGAAGACGUGUUUCAAAAUCAUUUCGGCGAGUUGGUUUGAACCUUUGAUGUUUGGUUUGGUGCUGGCAACUGCCAUUAUACUAUCUGUCCAGCAAUGGAAUCCUGAAUCUUCUCAUUUGGGCUAUUACCAAAAUUUGGGUUACACUGCCAUGGAUUGGAUACUGGUUCCCAUAUACGUGAUCUUCACGCUGGAGUCUUUCUUCAAAAUCGUUGUACAUGGUCUUUGGGAUGAUUCCCAGAUGUAUGAUGAGCUGAAUCUGUCUAAGGACAACUACAGAACAUUUUGGGGCAGAUUGUGGGAGCACCAGUUGAUUUUCUUCAAAAAGAUUGAACUAAAACAGGAAAAACUGUCUGACGAGAUACCAGCAGCAGUUAGUGUUUCGGCGGACCCUAGUACUUCCAAAAUUAAACACAGCAGGGCGUAUCUCAGAUACGAAUGGAACUGGGUGGACGCAACUUCGGUGAUUAGCUGGUGGAUCUCUUUGUUCAUUGCAUUGAACGGCUAUAACAUUAAUCAUGGUGUGAUGGUAUUCAGGUCUCUGAUGUGUCUCAAGAUUUACAGACUCUGGAACAUCACGAGCGGUACACAAACUGUUCUGAAUGCUUUGAGAAGAGCUGCGCCGGAACUGGCUGAUGUAUCCAUUUUCCUUUUGUGUUUCUGGGUGUUUUUCUCGAUCAUAGGAGUUCAGUCCUUCAAAUCCUCGCUAAGACGCCAGUGUGUUUGGACAAACCCAGAUGAUCCCACUGAUACGUACGUAACGUCUCAGUUUUGUGGAUCGUGGCUUGAUCCAGAUACGAAGUCAGUGAUGGACUACCUAGAGAGCGAUGGGAGUUCGUCGGGCAGAUCGAAAGGUUUCGCGUGCCCAAUAAACUCCAAGUGCAUAUCCAUGGAGAAUCCGUACGGAGGAACGGUAUCGUUUGACAACAUCUUCCAUUCUUUUGAGAUGGUUUUUGUCAUCAUAAGUGCUAACACAUUCACCGAUAUAAUGUACGAUUUGAUGGACACAGACUCCAUGGCUUCGUCGUUGUUUUUUAUUGCGGCAAUGAUUAUUCUCAGUGUAUGGCUAGUCAAUCUGAUUGUCGCUGUCAUCAUCAACUCUUUCACAGCAAUGAAUGAGCAGUUGAAAGAGCAGAUGAAAAAUGAUAAUAGCACCAUAUGGGGAUCUGCGAGGUGGAAUAAGAGAACCGAAGCGUACAGUCGGUUUUUGGUGAAAAACAAAAGGUUAGCCAGAUUCAAGAAGCUCAGAAAGCUGUUCACUCUUUCUGCAGUUAUAGGGAUGAUUUUUUCAUCUAUUAGAACGAAGAAUUCAAGCACUGAGACUGUUGAGUUGAUAUACAAGGUCAAUUGUGGAGCCAGUAUUGCUUUAUUUGUUGAGGUCAUGAUAACAUUUGCCCUUUGUUUGCCUAAUUGGAGGAUGUUUUUUAAUUCACUGUUAAACUGGGUUGAUUUGUUCUUUGGGAUUGGCUCUUUGGUGAUUGCUUUGCCUGUGAUCCACGAGAAACAUGAGACGGCUUAUGCCUGGUUGACUUUCUUCCAGUACGCCAGGUGCUACAGGGUGGUGCUUGGGAUUUCAUUCUUGAGCGGCCUUUGGAUGAAGGCACUCGGUAAUCUGCGAGCCCUAGUGGAUCUGUGUUUGUUUUUCGUACUGACAUUGUUUCUUACAAGUGUUGUUAUGUCACGGUUGUUUGAAGGAAUGGUUCCUGUCAGCGAGUAUCUCGAUAGCGAUAUGCUGAUCAUGUACAAUCUUCCAAACGUUUUAAUCUCCCUUUACACAAUCACAUCAACUGAGAAUUGGACUUCGGUACUGUAUCUGUGUCAGCAGAGUGCUAACACCACAUUCACACAGGUUAUAGCGGCCACUUACUUCAUCUUGUGGUUCAUUUUCUCCAACAUGUUCAUCUUGAACAUUUUCAUUGCCAUCAUCACGCAGAAUUUGGGUGUUCCUGAAAAGUUGAAGCGAACAGAACAGAUCCGACAGUUCUACAGAAAGAUUAUGACUCUGUCGUCUGAUGAAGGAGGUGUUUUUGAAAUUCUGAGAGGUAGAACUGUUGAGAAUGAAGGUGUCAGGGCCAGGAUCAAUAGGGACCAAACUAUCACGAGACUACGUCAGCUAACAGAUGUUGAUUUGGAUGCUGAUGUCGGGCUCCCUGCGGUGGAAAGAGUUCACGACAACGACCUCAGCGGGCUCUUUAAAGAUAAAAGCAAGAUUCUAUGGAAACAAUUCGAGGGGAAGCUUGAAAAGAAUAGACACAUAGGUCCGUGUUUGAGCUUCAUCAGAAAGGUUUUUGCCAAAGAGAACGACAGUGAUACAGUUUUGUUCAUAUUUGCACCAAACAACAGGGUUAGAGCAAUCUGUCAGUCAUUGGUUGCACCUCCACGAAAGCCAAGAAUAAAUGGGAGGCCUCCUAAUAAAAUUGCAAAAAACACUUUCAUGGUCGUCAUGUUUGUCGCUACAAUUCUCAUGGUUUUCUUCUCCUGUUUCUGGACUCCACUGUACAGAAGAGAGCAUAACUUUGUGGGUUCCCAUGGACGCAGUUUUUACAUCGAUGUUAUGUUUGCAUGUCUAUUCACCAUCGAGCAGAUAGUGAAGAUUCUUGCUGACGGAUUUAUAGGAACUGAUAAUGCCUAUUUGAGGUCGACCUGGGAUGCUCUCGACGCUGUUGUGUUGGCAUCUAUUUGGGUCGAUAUUGUCGCCGAGUUAGACAACAACUCUUAUUUAUCUACAGUUGUUGGCGGUCUCAGAGCAAUCAGGGCUCUGAGAUUGCUUACAAUCACCACCCUUUCGAAGCAGACCUUCCAAUACGCUAUCUUUUCCGGUGCUAGAAAGGCAGGGGAUGCAUUUUUGGUCUCCAUGAGUUUGCUGUUGCCAUUUUCGUUAUGGGGGCUGACCAUUUUCAAUGGGAAGUUGGGAUAUUGUCUUGAUGGCGAAUCUACAAAAUGGACCUGCAAAUACGAGUACACGGGAGAAGUAUUUAAUUGGGACGUAUUGAGUCCUAACGUUUACACAGAUCCAUACUUACAUUUUGAUUCGUUUCAAAUGUCUUUGGCAUCCCUGUAUGAGAUUGUGAGCUUGGAGGGUUGGGUUGAUCUUUUGGAAAACCUGAUGAAUAUCACAGGAUUUGGAACCCCUCCUUCGACAUUUGCCUCUCCUUUCAAUGGGUUAUUUAUCGUGUUGUUCAACUUCUGUUCCAUCGUGUUUAUUCUGAACCUGUUUGUUUCGGUGAUCAUUGAUAACUACUCCAUGCUCACUGGAACAGCAUUCAUGACAGAAGAACAACUAGCGUGGAACGAAGUGAGGAAGAUCUUGUCUCAGGUGAAACCUUCUAAGAAACGGUUCAGGGCAGGCCUGGCUCCGCUAAAAAGGUUCUGUUAUGACCUGACAAUUGGCAAGAAUAAGUAUUGGGCAUCCUUUCUGAACGUGUGUCUUUUCAUACACGGGGUCGAUUUGCUCUGUGAGUUUUACCCAGCAAACUCGAAGCUAAACGCUGUCAGAUAUGCGGCUUAUGUUUUUUCCUCUACAGGAUUCAUGGUGAACAUCUUGAUGGUGAUCUAUGCAAUGGGAUUCCUGUCAUUUAUCACCAAUAAAUGGAAUGCAUUUUCUCUCUGUGUCAUUUUGGGAGCUUUCUUGAUGUCUUGUGCAUCUUAUUUCGUUGGCAGAAAUACGUCUUUUGCCAACAUCAACAAGCUUUUUCUGGUUGCAAUGUUGUUUUUCCUCAUUCCAAGGUCGGACAGGCUUUCCCAGCUGUUGAAAUUUGCUUCUGCUAGUUUGCCUGCUUUGGCAUCCCUUCUGUACACUUGGUUAGUACUUUUCCUCGCAUACGCCAUUGCCUUGAACCAGAUAUUUGGACUUUCCAAGAUUGGACCAAACGGAAGUGGAAACCUCAACUGUAGAACGGUCACCAAGUGUUUGAUCAUGCUUUUUAAGACCAGUUUCGGUGAGGGAUGGAACUACAUCAUGGAUGAUUUCACACUGGAGUCUCCAUUUUGCACAUUGGGCUCCAGUAUAUUCUACUCGGAUUGUGGCAACAAGACAUUCGCAAUUAUUUUGUUCGGUUCUUGGAACAUCAUCUCUCAAUACAUCAUGUUGAAUAUCUUGAUUUCUCUUGUGGUCAACAGUUUCAGUUAUGUCUACCACAGUUCCGGACCUCACGCUCUUAUAACGAGAGAAGAGAUUCGCAAGUUCAAAAGAGCCUGGAACAAGUUCGAUCCAGAGGGACAUGGUUAUAUCUCCACCGGUGAUCUUCAGCCUCUGAUGAGGUCGCUAGAUGGUGAGCUCAGUUUUAGAGUCUACGCACCAGGAGAGAGAAUCAAAGACAUUAAAGCCAAGUGGACAUACCAGAAAUCUCAUAAUCCAUACGAUUUGGAGUUGCAUCACAAUGAACUAGCGAAGUCAUUCAAAGAAAUUGAUUGGCAAAAAGUGCGCCAUCGUAAGCUGCUCUACGACAGGUUUUUGGAAGAGUCUUUGAUGAGUGUUGUUUCGCAUGAGGGAGAACCAAUGAUCUCAUUCACCAAACUGCUGUUGCAAAUUGGACUCUAUUCGAAGUUUGACGAGGCCUCGUGUCUUACUUUAGAAAACUUCUUGAAACGUCAUCUGUUGCACGAGAAGAUUGACAACAAUUUGAGGCAACGCAAGCUAUUCGCCACUCUCACAAUGGUGAUAGAUAGGUUCAGGUUCAAGAACAAAGAUUAUGACAAGCUGCUUGGGUUAACGAGAGAAGAAAAUUUCGUGGUUGAAGACCCAUUUGCGGAUCCAUUUGCAGAUGAAUCUGAGCAGGCCAGUUCUGAGCAAAAUCAGUAUAAGGACUAUAUGUUCAGUUCCGGGGUUGAUAAUCCAUUUCUGUGA
Molecule: messenger RNA, 5613 nt
Organism: Kuraishia capsulata CBS 1993
Lineage: Eukaryota; Fungi; Ascomycota; Pichiomycetes; Pichiales; Pichiaceae
Exons: 1
Coding region: 1-5613 (1870 amino acids)
Biological process (GO): calcium ion import across plasma membrane
Cellular component (GO): voltage-gated calcium channel complex; membrane
Molecular function (GO): high voltage-gated calcium channel activity; calcium ion binding
Source: RefSeq, a predicted model, not a curated record